Messenger RNA from Symbiodinium sp. CCMP2592, 1110 nucleotides. The record is from the annotation of a GenBank genome assembly. NCBI's taxonomy places the organism in Eukaryota, Dinophyceae, Suessiales, Symbiodiniaceae.
AUGGAUCCAGGGAUGCCGCCGGAUUUGCUCGCAUUGAGCACUUGCUUGGAUGCGACUCACGGCGCUUCGGAAGUGGCGCAGCAGUUGCGCAUCCUCUCCGCACAGCGGGGCAGUGCCGGCAGGUUCCAUUCCGAAGUUGCCGAAUGCCUCAUGCGCAUGAAGGAAAUCGACGGCAUUGCCAAAGUGGAGCAGUGCCGACUCUCCGAGUCGGGACUCACAGAGAGGAGUCGCAUCGUGGAGGAGGCGCGCUCCCAGCGCUACAAGCACUUGGUCGAUGUUAUGCAGGUGUCUGUGAAAGAGGACGCGGAAACUGCGCGGCAGGAGAUCAGUGCGAGGGCGGAGGUGUCCAAAGAGACCGUGAAAGGAAACGUGCAAAUUCAGGAGAGCCAGGCAAGGGUAGAGAAGAGCAGCUCCAACUUUUGGCAAUGGGUGGCUUUGACACUUCUUGGCUCUAGCAUCCUGACUGGCAGGCGCCGUGGCUCCUUUAGAAGAGGCGCCGGAAGACUGCUUGGCUGGCUGCCCUGGCUGUUACUGGCCCUUCUAGGAUGGAGGCAGACGCGUGCGACACGGUUUCAUCUGUCACAGCUGAUGAUGCUGACAAGGGUGGUCCGGCCACAGAGGAUUCGCUCUCCGCCCCUUCGACGAUUUCUGGGCCUCGGCAGCUUCUUUGGCGGAGGUGCAGUCACGGACACAACGGAAAGCCCUGAGUUCACACCCGCCAGUCCUCUCGCGUCGGCCUCGAGCGAGCAAUCUGCUCCGUCGAUGCCUCGAAGGCCAUCGCGUCAAGAUGUUGACGCCGCAACAGCGUCGGAGAGAGACUCGCCCAUCAAGGGCUCCGCCUCUUCCGUGCCCGGGAGCGAGGAAGCAUCGCUUUCCGGUACUAUAUAUCUGCCGGUCGCUCAGGAAGGCGAGGCAGCUGCGGCCCUGAGGAGGUUUCUGAAGCCAGCUGGACUUGACGUCUACACGGAUCGGCUGCUAGCAGAGGGCUAUGACUUCGAGGCCCUGACUAUGCUGGAGGGCACCGAGCGGGAGGAGAUGUUGCGGAUCGUCCAAUGUCUGCCAGGACACAAGGUGAAGUUCCGGAAACUCCUCUGGCGAAGCCAAAGCUGA